AUGGGGCCAUCCAGACGGGCCAAAGUGGUUCCCAACGCCUUUGCCGGUGGCUAUAGCCAGACAGUCAAGAAUCGGCUUGACAAGGUUGUUUUCCCGGAUAGAAUCAAGUGCGGAACCUGCAAGAAGUUUCGGUUCAUCGGCACUUUUUCUAAUAGACAGUUGGACAUUCUACGCCAUGCGGUAGUGGCCGAUGGAGUUUCGCCUGUUACCAGCGGAAUUGCCAGAUGCAGACAGUGCACCGGUCCAGGCAAUACUGAAUUGAAAUGCUCCCAGUGUGACCGUGUCAAAUCAAUUGAAGAGUUCGCGAAGAAUCAGCGUCAGGAGCGUGAUACUGCGCGAUGCAUGAACUGUGUCCAGAAGCAUACGGAGACUGAACCUUUGAUUGAUGAAUUGAAGCAGAUCACCGGAGGCGAUGAUACUACUGCUAGCUCUGUUACUAGUCAGGCAGGCAGUAGCUCUAUGGCUGUCUCGUUCAAGCGGCUCCAGCUGACCGGUGCUCAUGAGGGAUCUGGUUACAGCGACGAUGAGGAUGACGAUGACGAUUUAUCCGUUGGCGGUGGUGUCUUCCUUGAACCUGGACACACCGACGAGAAUAGCAGCACCAACAAGGGCAAAGAGAGAGUCUUCACCGGCUACGAUCCUCAGGGAAAUCCCCAUGUACUCACUCACCGUGCGGAGGUCACCCAGUCCUACGAGAGCGAAUGGUCUGUCUGGGGAGUCAAGAGCAAGGCUACUAGAAGUGAGGCCGGUCCCGCCAGAGCUACGCCGAAGAAGGAGUCCAAGUUCGCGAAGAUUCCGCGCACCAUCUAUGAGAAGGGUGAACUGCCGAGCAUGGCCAUUCCCGACGCCAGCGGUGCGAAUAUUCCUUCUGACGAUGAGGAAGAAGAGAAUGAUUUGGACGGCUUUCUGUGA
Molecule: messenger RNA, 912 nt
Organism: Aspergillus luchuensis
Lineage: Eukaryota; Fungi; Ascomycota; Eurotiomycetes; Eurotiales; Aspergillaceae
Exons: 6
Coding region: 1-912 (303 amino acids)
Source: RefSeq, a predicted model, not a curated record